Messenger RNA from Corythoichthys intestinalis (scribbled pipefish), 10975 nucleotides. RefSeq names its product trichorhinophalangeal syndrome I (gene trps1). NCBI's taxonomy places the organism in Eukaryota, Metazoa, Chordata, Actinopteri, Syngnathiformes, Syngnathidae. Bases 810 to 4919 code for a protein of 1369 amino acids. Gene Ontology annotation, molecular function: zinc ion binding; DNA-binding transcription factor activity; RNA polymerase II transcription regulatory region sequence-specific DNA binding. The transcript has 11 exons. Gene Ontology annotation, cellular component: nucleus. Gene Ontology annotation, biological process: regulation of transcription by RNA polymerase II. The record is from RefSeq and is a predicted model, not a curated record.
GGCUCCUUGUUGAUAUUAAUAGAGCUGCAGCUGUGUCUCCCUGUUGUGACGUCAUGCCUCCAGCGAAAACGGCAGAGAUGUCCUGUCACAGCAAAAGCGACAACAUCUCUACUCCGAACUAAAAAUAACAACAACAACAAACAGGGAGCUACUCCUCAUGUCGGCCAGGUAACACGGAUCUACUGUAAAUUCCCCUCAAACCAGCCCGAUUGGGAUGUCCUACAAACUCUUCAUAAACGAUAUAAAAACAAUGAGUCACCCAGCACGCAUCUAUCAACAUGUAAACCGACAAAGAAUGAGACUGAGCAGCCUUUUUACUCCUGGCUUGCCCCCCUCGAGGCUAGCCUCCAUCUUUAGCAUGGAGCUAAAAAAAAGAAGCUAAUGUUUUGUUUUCCGGAUCAACAGAUGUUUAAGACGGCCGUUUUGUUGAAAAAUUGACGUGUGAGGACCACGGAUCGCCACCUGUUUUAAGACCCCUACGGGUCUACGGCGCCUUCCAACAAGGUGCGACGCCUUACAGCAGCAGCGACAGGGAUGGACUGGAGCCUGAGGAUUCUAUGUGGAGUUUAAGACCCUCCUAAAGUCCCCAUCGCCCAAAAUAAAAUUAUAGAAGCUGAAACUUUGGCCACCAUGUACCUGUGUGGAGUUAUGCAGGCCUACUGAGAAGGAUUGCUUGGAUUAAGUGAGAGCGCCACGCCUGCUUUUUUUCUGCUUCCUGUCAUCGGAGCAGAGCCUCUGGGGCCCAACUGAGCCGAUUGAACAGAACCGAUGCCCAGGCCCGGAGUCAGGCAUGUUGUUUUUAUAACCUGAUGACCAGCAGAGCGAUGGUGAGGAAGAAGAAUCCCCCUAUCCGCAGCGUGGGAGGUGAGGAGGAGGAGGAAGAGGAAGAGGGGAGCAGGCCGGCAGGCGACGAGGAGGAGGACGGCGAGGAGGACGAGGGGCACGUGGGAGCUGAGGCCGACCGAAUAAGCCGCCCGUCGGAACCCGAGGAGCGAGUCCGGGGUGAUGAGGAGCCCGAUGAAGAGGAGGAGGAGGAAGGAGAAAGUGAGUGCAUUUCCUCGUCUCUCUCGCCCUCAUCCGUUGGCAACGAGGAGCGAGUUGGGAGGAGGGGAGGAGGAGGGAGGUCUUCGCAAGUAGGACCGAGAGCGGCCGAGUCGGACUCAGAAGACAAGGUGGGCAAAGGCGAGCCCCCUGGGCCGGACGUAGGCAGGGAGGAGUUGGCCCCGGACACGCCACCGCUCUCCUCCAGUCCCUCCCCCAAGCUGCAGGACUACAAAUGCAACGUGUGUGGUUACGGUUACUACGGCAACGACCCCGCCGACCUGGUGAAGCACUUUAGGAAGUAUCACCUCGGCCUGCACAACCGCACACGGCAGGACGCUGCCCUCGACACACACAUCCUGGCUCUCCACAACAUGGCGCCCCCGCACACACCACUAGUCAUGCAGACAGGAGAGGGGCCUAAGAACCAAGCCAAAGAGUCCGGCAAGAACAGACCAGAGCUUCACCAUCAGCAGCACAGGACAGUGGUGAUGAACGGCACAUAUGACAUCCAGGUGACGUUGGGUAGCACACUUAUCGGAAUCGGCCGCAAAACCUCCGACUGCCAGGGCAACACAAAGUACUUCCGAUGUAAAUUCUGCAACUUCACGUACAUGGGCAGCAAUUCCAUCGAACUGGAGCAGCACUUCCUGUCCUCACACCCCAAUAAAGCAAAGACCUCACCACCCGCGCCGCCGCUGAUCAAUGACUGCCAGAGCAAAGGAAGAAGUCCGAUACCGGACGGGGCGGAGCGAGUGGCGGUUCGAGCGGAGGACGACUCCCUUGUGGGUUAUUCCAUCCCAAUCCGGGCGGAUUCCUCGGGGUGGCCGGCGGAAGGGACACGGGCGUACUACUGGUGCAAGUGCUGCAGCUGGAGCUGCGAGUGGUCGGGAGGCUCGGGCAAGCUUUUGGAGCACUAUGAGCAACGACACAGGAUGACCACGACGAGCCCCAACGACUCCAGGAGGGAAGGGGAAAGAGACCCCCUGCUUUCCAAAAGCCGCAAGGAUGUGUCAUCCAGUUCCAACCAAGGCGAUGCCAACAGCGGCGACGCCGAGGCAGUGGUGACCAGCUACAACUGCCAGUUGUGUGAUUUCCGCUACUCCAUGGCGCACGCCGGCGACGUGAUCGUGGUGGCGCCGUUGCUGCUACACUACCAGCACAACCACUCCAUCCAUCGUUGCUGUAUCCAGCACUGCAUGUACUGCCCGCAGGGUCUUUGUCAGCCUCAAAAGCACUUGGGAGAGGUCUCCCACCCCUUUGCCUGCCGAAAGUCCACCUGUCCAAAAUGUUGUACCAAAUUCCCGCCGUCCACCAAACAACAAGAAACGAGCGGGUCAACGCCACCUCCUUAUCCCAGAAGCGACCCCAGUGUGACAUCCGCUUCCAGUGUUCACUCCUCGACCUCAGUUGCCUCGCAAGGUGUCACUCAUCUGUGCGACCAAUGCGCCUUCGCCACCGCCGACAUUGACGUGCUGCUGCAGCAUUAUGAUAGUUGCCACAGCAUAAUCAACCUAAAGGGGACGCCGCCAAACGUCAAGGCUGAGGAACAGGAAGGCAGCGGAGGUGGCGGUCCGGACAAAGAGGCUAGCCGGGAGUACUCAUGCACAAAGUGCCACUUUAUUACAGAAGUGGAGGAGGAGAUCUUUAGACACUACAGGCGUGUCCACGCGUGCUGUCGCUGUCGCCACUGCGACUUCACGGCGCCCGAUUCGUCGGCGCUCCUCGACCAUUUCAACUCGGCCCACUGCCACGACGCUUCGCUGUCGGCGACUUCGCUCACUCCGUCUCUGACGCCGUCAGCCAACGGCUGCUCUGCGCCUUCCACGUUGGCAAUCAAGGAGGAGAGUAAAGGGGAUCUGCGCCUCCUCUACUCGCUAGCGCCACCUGAGGGACGCCUUGCUGAGGGGGGCCGCGAAGAGAUCGUCAAGAGCGAGGAGAAGGACAGAGAGCAUGAGAAAGGUUGGGUGCUCGGAGAAACGAGAAGUGGUGAACAAGCCCACGGUCUGCUUUGGGUGCCCAAGGAGCGCAUGGGACCAGAACCGUCGCUGUUCCCCUCACCUCUCUCCGUGGCGUUUGUUUCCGCCAACCACGAAGCCUCGCAUCAGAAGCGAACCGGCGGCGUGGCCUCACCCAGCAUGGUCUACCUAGGAGAUACCAAGUCGUUUUUGGGUGACGCCAAGCUGUACGGAGGAGGAGGUCGACCAGGCGGAGGAGCUGCUGCCAGCGGAGGGGAGAAAAUUAGCCAGGUGCCAUCCCAGCAAUAUACAGGAGGAGGAUCAGGAGGAGGAAGUGGAGGAGUUCAGGAGGUCAAAGGAGGAGCUGCUAAAGAAGAGUCCCAGUCACUGCUACGGCGACGAAGAGGCAGUGGGGUCUUUUGCGCCAACUGUUUGACCACCAAGACGUCGCUGUGGAGAAAGAACGCCAACGGCGGCUACGUCUGCAACGCCUGCGGCCUCUAUCAAAAGUUGCAUUCGACGCCCCGACCUCUGAACAUCAUCAAGCAAAACAACGGUGAGCAAAUCAUCCGCCGGCGCACGCGCAAACGCCUCAAUCCGGACACGUUGCCGCCCGAAAACCCCGCCCCCAAGCAGCAACGCGCCGCCGUCGAGGAGCGCGUCAACGGCGACGAGUCUGACCGGAGCUGCGCGUCGGUCAAGAGCCAGCAACAGCAGCCGUCGCCUCGUUCGCGUUCGCCGCGCUCCACGCAGGCCUUCCUAGCCAACCAGACGCUGGAGAUCCACCGCCGCAUGCCGCCGCUGUUGCUUCCGGCACACCCAGCCUCUUCGGAGGUGGCGGAGGUGCUGGCCAAAGUCGAAGCGGGGAAAGUCGCUUCUGGCGGGGGAUCGGAAAGAGGAAGUCCCAUCGAGAAGUACAUGCGGCCGUCCAAACCGUCCAGCUACUCUCCUCCGGGUUCACCUAUUGAGAAGUACCAGUACCCUUUGUUCCCCGUGCCGCUUCCCCUAACCCUUUCGCCGGACUUGACGCCUGAGUCCGACUGGCUGCGAUUCUGGACCAAAUACAAGAUGGCUGCGGCCUCCGGCAUGGGCAACCUGGGCGGUGCAGCAGGUCUUGCUAACAAUGCCCACUACCUGGGCGCCAUGGUGGCACCGGUGCAGCAGCACCACCCGCCCAGUUACACGGUCCCUUACUGCGCCUCGCCAUACUCGCCGCUUCCACCACCUCCCGCCCCGCCACAGUACCCACCUACACCGCUCCACCCUCAAACCCCGUCGUCGUCAUCCGCAGAGACUGACGCGCCUUUGGACCUCGCCAUACGCCAGCGGGAGGCCGGCGAUCGCACGGAAAAGCGGAAACGGGAAUCGCCGUCAACCGAGAGUCGGAAAGGAGAUGACGAAGAAGCCAAUGCCCAGAACUCAUCGGCCCGGGCCACGGUCGAUGUCGCUACACAAGACGAUCCCACCAACCGUUGCCUGCACUGCGGCAUCUACUUCCUGGACGAUGUCAUGUACGCGCUUCACAUGAGUUGCCACGGCGAGAAGGGAACUUUCCAGUGCAGCUUCUGCUUACACGUUUGCGCCGACCGCUAUGACUUCACCACGCAUAUACAGCGCGGGUUACACCGCUACACAGACAAAAAGACGCCAACGGAGGAUCAGGACGACUCCGCCUUGACGUCCGAGCCUCAACAUCGAGAUUCGGACCCGGAGCGUACGGAUUUGACAUCGAAGAAUAUAGAUUCGUCGGCAGAUUCGUCCGUCGAGGAAAAAAAUGGAGAUGCCGCAGAAAAAGACAUUUCCGGCCCAGAGGCCACGGAUGGAAACGAUGAAGGUAUCAAGACGCUGUCCGAAGGCAACAAGACUGCAUCCGAUGACGGCAAAGAGCCGAUGGACGAGGAGGACAUGGAGACUAAAUGACGCCAUGGAGAACAACUGGCGUAGUGCACAUAGCGCACUUCGGAAAAUAAUAAAAAGACCAACAAACACAUCCAAAUGCUGGAAUAAAAUUCACUCUGCGAAGUACCGCAGGAACGGGAGAAACUCGAAUUGUCGACUCGACAGAAGCAACUUCACGACGACGGUACAACCGGUGCAUGUUCUCAGACUCUGCUGUGCAAAAAAAAUAGGAUUUGGACGAAUGAGUCACACAGUGUCAAAGUGGAGCUCUUUCUAGAACAAACUUGGACUAAAUCUGCCUGGCUUCAAAACCUGAGACAAUUUUGUUUUGUGGACCCGGCUGCCUAAAACCAUUUGAAACUGGUUCAAAACGGUGCCAAUCCGGACCUCGAGUGUUCUCUAUGUCCCAUGUGGACAGAACCAAGUGACUUUAUUUUCUACUUCCCUUUGUGCCAUGAUACUAGCUACGUGCCUGGCUGCCUUUGCCUGCCUGAUAAUAGAACAAAACAAUCUAUUAACCUGCUUAACGUUUGUAUCCAAUAAUAAUAAUAAUGAUAAUAAUAUUGUUGUUCUAGUUCAAAAACAUGCAAUUUCAUACACUUUUCUUAUAUAUGUUAUUUUGUAAAGGAAAAAAAUGCUUUUUUUCAGGACUUGGUACUACAAAAUUAGUGCAUUAUUUUAGGUUUCUUUAGGUUAUUAUGGAAACGGUACAUGGAAAAGUGUGUGUAAAACUGUGUGAGCGCGUGUUUGUGUGUGUGAGGGUCAAGGGCGCGUCCGUCCCCGAUCGUGGAUGUAAACAAAAUGAAGGUUUGCUCUUUCAGUCCUCAGGGGUCACGCGUGUUGCACACCAGCCCGCCUUCUUUUUUUUUUCUAUUUGAGAAUUUUUAUGUUUUUUUCUUUUUUCAACACGUACGUAUGUUAUGUAGCUGAGGUAAUUUCGUUCUCUUGUACAAGGUGGGGUCCUCGAUUCAUGAUGGAAUUCCGUUCCUAGAACAACGAAGUAGUCCCAACAUUUUCAUGCAGUAUUACGACUUGUGUCACGUAAAAUUUGUAAAAUUACGAAUUGUUGCCGAUGCGAUUUUCUAACAGUAUUCAGAUUUUGUUCAGGUGAAAUGAAAUGUAUGUAAAAUUAUGAAUUUUAUUUCGUAUGUAAAAUAAUCCUGCCAUUUUUUCGUCAUAAUAGUAUGCCUUAAAAGCAUACCUUUUCUCUUAAAUGACUUUAUUCAUGUGCGUACAAUUGUCAUUCCUCGGAAAAUGACAACUUUUUGUUAAAUUAUGACGCUAUGCUCAAUAAUUUUAUUCCAGGGAUGUUUUUCAGGCAUGUAACUAUUUUCGUAAAAUUAACUUUUACUUGAGACAUCUUGAAAAAUGUUGCCUUUUUGCGUUGUAUUAAAUUACGAUAACAUAAAAUUAGGCAUUUUCUUGUCACUACUGAUCAAGCUAAACAACUUAUUGCCAUUAUUUUCUUAAAUUAUUGCAUACAUUUGUUCAUAUAUAUAGUUAGGCACCUACAUCUUUUUUCAAUCUAUCGGACUUUUCUCCAAUUUUGACUUUAACCAUGUAAACGCUUGACUGUAGUCGUACUGUUGUAGUACUUAGCUAUCGAUUAUUUUAGUAGUUGAUUAAUCCAUUAACUAGUUAGUUCGAAUAAUCGUGUAAAGGGAUUGGGAACAUUUAAUGCGUUAAAUACAUUUGAGGACAUGUAAAACAAAGGCUUGCUAAGAUUGCACUUUCAAAAGAGCAUUAAAUGCGAAUACAAAAAAAUACCCUAGUGGUUCUUCAAACGAUGCAGGAUUGCACUUUCAUUUAAAAAUCAAAAUACCUGAGCUCCUCAUCAAACAGUAUAAAAAAUGAACACCGUAAUUCUCGUCUUAUAAGCCGCUACUUUUCCCCCUCAUUUUGAAUCUGCUGAUUUAUUUGAGUUAAUGGGUAACACAUUAUUUGAUAGCGGCGUCAUAAGACUGUCAUAAAGCUGUCAUAAUGAUGACAUGACACUAUUAUGGGCAUUACUGAAUGCUUGUGACGGAUGUCAUUAAGUGUCAUCCGGCAAAUUACGUCACUAACUCCAUUAUGUCCAGGUCGGAUCUUUUACAUCCAUUCAAAAGUGAGAUCAUUUGCUUGAUGACACUAAAUGACAUCUGUUAUAAGCAUUCAUUAAUGCUCAUGACAGUGUCUUAUGGGGCCAAUGUCAAAUAAAGUGUUGCCAAAUACAAUAGCUAGCAAUUAACGAAACAACUAGAACAGUAACUGACGAAAUAAUUAGCACAGACGUGAAUUUUGAUUGUUGUUUACAUCUGUAGUGCCGCAAUGCAUGCUAGGAGGCAUGUUUGAUAACAACAGUGUUGACAGCAGGUGGCAGCAUAGGUUGACUUUCUCCCCAAAGGAGCAGUGAUGGCCAAAUGAAGCUUCUUGACGCAAUGAAGCUUUGCAGCCAACUGGUUCAAAGCUUCAUGGUGGUUCAUUUGGUCUUAUGACAGUCUUAUGAUGCUGCUGUCAAAUGAAGUGUUACCGGUUAAUAUCUUUUGGUGUAAGCAUCACAUAAUACAGUGAGGACAACUGCGGCUUACAAUUCUGUGCGGCUUAUUUAUGAACAAAUGCAAUUUUCUUGUCAAAUUUGGUGGGUAGCCCCUUAUCGUCAGGUGCGUCAUAUAGUCCGAAAAUUAUGGUAAAUGAGGAACUACAUACAACAAAAGAACAAUUGGUUAAUUUGCAUAGCAAAAGUCUGCUAGCUUAAAUGCUAUCAAAUGCAAACUUUUUAAUCAACGUGCUUAACAAAUCGUUCAAACACAUAUUUCCACCAAAAAAUGGCUAAAUAUAUCUAUAAAUUAAGAAUUCAUAAAAAAAAAACAUCAGCUCAAAAAACCGCUCAAAACAGCUCAAACAAAAAUGUAUGUUGGUCUUAACAGGGAGCAGCUGGAUUAAGCCAUGUUAAAUAAGUUAUGUCAAAUUCACUGUUGCCACUAGAGGGCAGUGUAUCCACCCAACUCAAUAAAACUAAAUGCAAACACUUUCAAAACAAACCAGGGCUGCAGCUAUCAAAUAUUUUAGUAGUCAAAUAAUCGAUGGACUAGUUCGAAUAAUCAAGUAAUCUGAUAAGGAACACGAAAAAUUAAAAUACCUGAGCUGAGCCUCAAACGGUAUAAUUUUUUGUUGUUUUUUUUAAAUGAGGAUCUAUGUACAACAAAAGAACAAUUGGCUAACUUACAUAGAAAAAGUCCGCUAGCUUAAAUGCUAAAAAAAAUUUUUUUUACAAUGCUCAUAAAAAUUGGUUCAGACACGUGUUCCCACAAAAAACGGUUGAAUAUACCUAUAAACUAAAUUAUAAAUGCAUUAAAAAACAUUAGGUCAAACAAAAACUUAUCUUACGUUGGUCUUAACCGGAAGCAGCUGGAUUCAGUUGGUCGGUUCUAAUCAAUAAAACUAAAUGCAAACACUUUCAAAAUAAACCAUUACAACGCUACUUUAAUUAAACGAAUACUCGAAGCAACAACAUUUAAUUUGAAUAUUUUUUUUCAAUUCGAAUACUAGAGUUAAUCGAUUAAUCAUUGCAGCACUAAAACAAACCUUUCGAAUUAAAUACUCGAAGCAGCAAAAUUCAAUUCAAAUCUUUUUUUCCAAUCGAAUUAAUCAAUUAAUCGUUGCAGCACUAGUAGUACUGCAUUAGUAAAGUAAUGAUAACAGCUGAUAUUUGUGUGCAAAACAUUAAAAUAUACAGGUAGUUCUUAGCUUAUGAACGAGUUCUGUUCCUACACUGGCAACGCACUCCUAUAUACCCCCAAAAUCUUGAAAUAGCUAUCGAAAAACAUGUAUCAUAGCUCAUAUUUAUAAAAUAAAGUAAAAAAUAAGAUACUGAGGUAAUAAGGUUCUGUUUACAAAAUGACGAGACUCCGGCGAAAUCACGUACUGUAAGUCGGGUACAUCCUAACCCGGGGACUACCUGUGAAAAAAAUUUUUUUUAAGUGGACACUUUUUUUUCAGCACUUGUCGAACUCGUUCCUUGCAUGCCGUCCGUAACUUGCUCAUAUAACGGGACCAUCGUAAACCGAGGACCCCCUAUAUACUCCAUGUUCUCAUUUUAUAUUAGGUCAACUUUCCGUGUUUCACGUUUGGGUUCAAAUCAAUAGUCUGUUUGCUCCAGGUUACCUCCUCAGUAGUGUUACUGAUGCAUUUUACUGUGCAAUCUCUUCACAGGAAAUUUCCUCGCCUCCCCAUUCCACCUGCUUUGUGUUUUUCAGCCAUCCAUUAGUCAUGUCUUGGUUAUUUAUCUGCAGAAUAUUUUUCUACUUAACUGUUUACAUUUGAAGUCAUGACAUAUCCAGGUUGGGGGGAGACUUCACCUGCCUUGCUGCCUUUAAAAAAACAAACAAAAAACACCAUAGGACAAAAAUGAAGGAAAAAGAAGCCUACGAAUGAUAUUUUUCUAUCCGUGAACAAAAUCACGCCUAGUGCCUGCUAACGUUUUUCCUACUUAAAAUGUUUGUCUCUGGUUGGAUUUACGCCACGUAUUUAAGUGCCCAAUCCAGAUUCAAUACCUCUAUCAAGUGACACAUAUCCAAUGAGGCUGUGUUUCUAUUCACUCAAGACAUGCAUCAACCUGCAACGUGCAUACGGCCGAACCGCCCAUCGAUAUCUCCACCAACACAAACAAGCGUACAUCAAGAAGAAACAUUGGAUCGCCUCCCAUUGAUUCAAACGUGGGUGACCUCCACAUUAUUUUUUUCUUACUUAAUGAUGGUUAAACCUAUAAUGUAGCCCGUCUUCGCCCUAUUUAAAUUAUCUGCUUUAAUUGUAGUUUGGAUUUAAAUAUGCAUGCUUUUUCCUCAACCUUUGGACUCAUAUGCUGGCUAUUUGUGUCUAGCUUGGGUCUUUUAUAUCAAACAUUUUAGCUAUGUUACUCCAAAUGUCAUCAAACUUUUGCAGUGGAAUGAAAAACUUUCUGAACCUUAUGGAAUUUCUCACAUUUCUACAUAAAAUAACCAUCAAAUGUGAUCUGAUCUUUGUCAAAGUCACACAGAUGAAAAAACAGUGCUUUAACUAAAACCACUCAAACAUUUAUAGGCUUUCAUAUUUCAAUGAUAAUAGAAUGCAAACAAUGAAAGGGGGGGGGGGGGAUAAGUAAGUGAACCAUCACAUUUAAUAUUUUGUGGCCCCCCUUUUGGCAGCAAUAACUUCAACCAGAUGCUUCCUGUAGCUGCAGAUCAGUCUGGAAAAUUAAUCAGGACUAAUCUUGGCCCUUUCUUCUGUACAAAACUGCUGUUCAGUCAGAUUCCUGUGAUGUCUGGCAUGAAUCGCUGUCUUUAGGUUAUGCCGCAGCAUCUCAAUGGGGUUCAAGUCUGGACUUUGACUUGGCCACUCAAGAACAUGUAUUUUGUUCUUCUGAAACCAUUCUGAAGUUGGUUUACCUCUGUGUUUUUUUUUGUUUUUUUUUUUGCUUCAAGUGUCUGACAGACGCCCUCGGGUUCUCUUGCAAAACAUCCUGAUAAACCUUUGAAUUCAUUCUUCCAUUAAUGAUUGCAAGUUGUCCAGGCCCUGACGAAGCAAAACAUCCCCAAAUCAUGAUGUUUACUCCACCAUGCUUCACGGUGGGGAUGAGGUGUUGAUGUUUGUGAGCUGUUCCAUUUUUCCUCCACACAUGACGUUGUGUGUUACUCCCAAACAAUUAAACUAAAUGUUUUUUUAGACAACAGUGGCUUCCUCCAUGGAGUCCUCCCAUGAACACCAUUCUUGGCCAUAGUUUUACAUAUAGUUGAUGUGUGCACAGAGAUAUUGGACUGUGCCAGUGAUUUCUGUAAGUCUUUAGCAGACACUCUAGGGUUCUUUUAUUUAUCUCUCUGAGUAUUCUGCGCUGAACUCUUGGCGUCAUUUUUGGUGGACGGCCACUCCUUGGGAGAGAAGCAACAGUGCCAAACUCCAUUUGUAGACAAGUUCUCUGACUGUCGAUUGAUGAACAUCCAGACUUUAAGAGAUGUGAAAAGUUCCAAAGGUUCAGAUACUUUUUCAUACCACUGUACAUAUUUUCAUCUGAUUUUGUCAUAUUUAACUUCUGUUUCAUGGACUAGAUCGGUUGACAACAAAAU